Messenger RNA from Marasmius oreades (fairy-ring Marasmius), 219 nucleotides. RefSeq lists its product as uncharacterized. NCBI's taxonomy places the organism in Eukaryota, Fungi, Basidiomycota, Agaricomycetes, Agaricales, Marasmiaceae. The record is from RefSeq and is a predicted model, not a curated record. The transcript is spliced from 2 exons. The coding region runs from base 1 to 219 and encodes 72 amino acids.
AUGGCCGCCAAACGCGUCUAUCGCGUUCUGAAAGUCGGUUCAUGGGAUCAAGGAACAAGGAAUCCAGCGAGGCCUACUUCGAUAUGGGAGGAAACCACGGAAGACCCUUCGUCGUUUGAAAUAAAUAUUGUUCUCGAGUCUUCGAUACUUACCUUUGAGUAUGGCGACGAGCUCAUGACACCGAAGAAUAAUGAAAGGAAGAAAGUGCUGAAGGGGUAG